AUGAAGAUAAACAGGCAUUUCAAGGAGGACCUAAAAUCGAGAGGUGCACCAAGUAGAAGAAGUUGCCCUAAAAAUCCAUUGUGUAAGUGUAACAAGCAUCUCGAGGAACAAAGAAACAAUUGUAGUUCAUUAAGAAGAACAAGAAGAAAAAAGAGCCAGGGCAAGGUAGUACGGUGGUGCGUAAGGCAGAUUCCCAGUGGUUCCCGAACUAGUUACAGUCCGGCAUCAACUCGUUUGUCGAGCAGUGCUUUUGGUGAAUGCCAGCGUAAUCGGUGGAUAUUAUUUGGAGUCAGGGAUCGCCCUGCAUUCCUGACGAAAUCGUCAAGCCAUCUGACGUCUUUCGGCCAUCGCCAUCGUCGCCGGAGACGCGAAGUUAAGCACGCCAUCGCCACGCCAUCGCCAUCGUCGCCGAAGACGCGUUUGCAAACCACGCCAUCGCCACGCCAUCGCACACCUAUCGGCCAUCGCCAUCGUCGCCGAAGACGCGUUUGUAAACCACGCCAUCGCCCACCUUUCUGCCAUCGCCAUCGUCGCCGAAGACGCGUUUGCAAACCACGCCAUCGCCCACCUUUCUGCCACCACCAUCGUCGCCGAAGACGCUAUCGCGAGCAAGCACGUCACCGGUCGAGCCCUAGAACAGCCAUCGCCACCACACCACCAUCUAUCGCUAACAUCGCAUGUACCGAGAUCGCACCCGUGUCAACGUCCAGAACCUCGAGUGGCCAUCGCUAUUGUUCAUCUGAGUUCAACCACCGACAUCGCCAAGUGGGUUCACGAUUCCGCCAGUGCCGGCGGUUAGCUUUCAGCAGUCAUCGUGGGUCAAGUCCACGCAACGUCGAUCAUCGCACGCUCAUCAAGAACCGGUGGCGAACGGUGGUUCUCAACUACCAUCAGACGGCCCGCGACGAACCGCACGGUAGGACCUCCGUCGAUGCACCGUGGCACUGAGA
Molecule: messenger RNA, 950 nt
Organism: Armigeres subalbatus
Lineage: Eukaryota; Metazoa; Arthropoda; Insecta; Diptera; Culicidae
Exons: 4
Coding region: 1-948 (315 amino acids)
Source: RefSeq, a predicted model, not a curated record